UCUAGUUUGCAAUGUGGUAUCGAAUAGACAAGUGGUAUCAUGGUGCUUUUCUUGGAAUUUGCAUAUCGUUAGAACGGAAAUCUUAACGUAAAUACAUGGAUGAGUCGUAUAUUCCGUUGCCUGAUUAGCUCAAUUUCGUAAUUGCCUUGAACCAAUUCAGUGUUUUUAAUGAUUAGUGAUAAUGAUUGAACUAUUGGUUGAAUUUACGUGAAAGACUCAAAUGAUGAUAAUGUCAAUUUUUACUGAUGAGAUCUUAGCAAAAUGAUAUUUAAAGUUUCAUCUAUAGUAUUUUCCAGUGAAAAAAUAUAUCAUAUAUUUGUGAAUACCAAAAGUAAUAGUUUUUUGUUGAUUAGUAAUGAUGAUGCAAGUAAUGAAGAAAGAGUGAUCUGUUGGCAGAACGAAACCUGUUCGCGUGGUAUAUAGAUGAAAUGGAUUCCGGUAGAAAACCAGAAAAGCCAAAUCCACGGAAGGGAGCAAAUCCAUUAUCUCAGCUAUUUUUCCUAUGGGUAUUUCCACUGUUCUGGAAAGGUACGAGGAAGGGUUUAAAUACCGACGAUCUCACACAAUGUCUGAAGAAAGAUGAAUCAGAAUCGCUUGGCGACGAGUUGGAAAGAGAGUGGGACAGAGAAGUGGAACGGGCUUCAAAACGCAAACGUAGGCCCCGUUUGCGGAAUGCAAUUUUUCGAAUGUUUGUGCCACAUUUUAUUGUUGAUGGGAUUGAAUGUCUUACAUUCAUAUUGAUAAGAUCCAUUCUACCAUUGGUGCUUGCUCAGUUACUUAUACAAUUCCAAAAACCAAUAGUCUCGGAAAAUUUGGUUCAAAAUAGUACAAAUAAUUCAAUCAAUGAUACUGUCUCGAAUCAAUUCAAUAGUACAAUAAUCGAACGAAAUAUUCGUAAUUUAAAUGAUGACAAUCAUUUUCAUAUAAUCCAUAAACGUUUUGUUGCGCCUGAACAUUCAGCGAAUGAUAUAGCCAAAAACUUAGACAAUAAUGAUCAAACGAAUCUGGUAGAUGAUGUAAAAAAUGAAUCGAUUAAAAACACUUUCCCGGUUGCCAAUUCGCAAAGUGAAAAACAUGAUGAAUUUCGACUCAAUUUCACGCGUGCCGAAUUUUACAUAUUUUUCAAUCACGUUUGGAAUGACGUAUAUUACCUAGCCAAUAUAGUCAUUUGGAUGGGAUUCGUCGGAUUAUUGCUAUCCCAUCAUUUCGAUUUGCGUUUGCAAAUGGUUGGUGCUAGGAUGCGGAUUGCAUGUUGUUCGUUAAUGUACCGAAAGAGUUUGCGUCUAUCCGCCCUAUCAGCAAGUCAAACUGGAAGUGGCUAUUUGGUGAACUUGAUGUCAAACGAUGUGAGUCGCUUGGACAGGGGAUUUCUGUUUUUCCACUACAUUUGGAUUUUACCCAUACAGUCAAUAUUAAUCGGAUACUUGAUAUGGCAACGAGCACGUUGGGCAGCAGUAGUUGGAGUGAUUGGAUUAUUGUUAAAAACGGUUCCGGUGCAAACACGUCUAAGCCAUUACACUUCAAUGCUACGGAUGAAAGUCGCACGUCGUACAGAUAAUCGCGUCGGAAUUAUGAACGAAAUUAUUAACGGUAUUCAAGUGAUCAAAAUGUACGUUUGGGAGUACCCUUUCCAAAAAGUCGUUUGCGAGGCCCGUCGCCUUGAAAUCAAACAAAUCCGGUAUGCUGCAUAUAUUCGUGGUGUAAAUUUAAGCUCGUUCGUAUUCAUCGAAAGAUCGACACUUUUUAUUUCAAUUGCUACAUGCAUUCUAACGGGACAAAAUAUUACAGCUGACAUUGUCUUUUCAAUGGCACAAUAUUUCAAUAUUUUACAAUUGAAUGCCGCUAUUCUCUACCCGUUCGCGCUCUCUUUUGGCGCAGAAGCCCUAGUUUCGUUUGAACGUAUUGAAGAAUUUUUGCAAAAGGGAGAAAAGAAUGAAACUGAAUUUGGGCUCGAACGCCGUAGCUCGUUAGUUACAGCUGAUACAAAGCACAAUGCUGUAGAAAUAAAUGAUGUGAGCGCAUCAUGGGAAGAGGGGUCAAGUAGACAAACUCUACAACAAAUUAACCUGAAGAUUAGAAGUGGACACCUUUGUGCGCUUAUUGGACCAGUUGGAGCUGGAAAGAGCUCCUUGAUACAAUUGCUAUUAGGGGAAUUGCCUAUAUCAUCGGGGAAUGUCCAAAUGAAUGGGUCGAUAUCAUAUGCUGCUCAGAAGCCUUGGCUUUUCUCUGGCACUGUUCGAAACAAUAUUCUAUUUGGGCAAUUGUACGACAAAAAACGUUAUAAUGAGGUUGUGAGAUGUUGUGCAUUAGCAACUGACUUUGAACAAUUGCCGAAGGGUGACAAGACAGUUGUCGGAGAACGAGGCGCUUCUUUAUCAGGUGGGCAACGUGCAAGAAUCAGUCUAGCUCGAGCAAUGUACAAAGCUGCUUCAAUUUAUGUUUUGGAUGAUCCACUUAGCGCUGUUGAUGCUCACGUUGGAAAGCAUCUCUUUGAUGAAGUCAUCGGUCCCAGAGGCCUUGUACAAAAUGUCACACGUAUACUUAUAACACAUCAAGUGCACUUUUUGAAAGAGGCGGACAUUAUUGUAAUUGUUGAAAACGGCCAAAUCACUCACAGUGGAACUUACGCAGAAUUGACAAACAGUGAUUUGGAUUUUGCAAAGUUACUGCAAAAACUCGAGGACGAAGAGAAAGAGGAAGAAACAGCAAAUAACAGCUCACAAUCUGAAGAGGGUAGCAUUUAUGAAGAUGAUGAAAUUCCAUAUAUUGAUGGCUUUCAACCAAAUGGAUCACCUUACAGAGCUUUGAAACGACGUACCGAUUCAGUGUCCAAGUCAUCAUGCGCAUCACAGGAAUUUGGACAAGAACAAAUCGAUGCUGAAGAACAAGCUGAAGGCAGUGUUCCCUUUCGAGCGUUCACGAAAUAUUUCCUUGCCGGCACGAAUUGUUGUGGCAUUUGUGGCAUUAUUCUGGUCAUGAUUUUCUCGUUAUGCGUAACUAGUGGUACAGACUACUUCGUAAACUAUUGGACAUACCAAGAAUACAAACGGUUGCAUGGUGAGCAAGUGCCUUUAACUCAGAUGGAGUAUUUAUAUAUCUAUGGAUUACUUAUAAUUGGCCUAAUUUUU
Sitodiplosis mosellana (orange wheat blossom midge) is the source of this 3128-nucleotide messenger RNA. Its product is annotated as ATP-binding cassette sub-family C member 4-like. Gene Ontology annotation, biological process: transmembrane transport. Gene Ontology annotation, cellular component: membrane. Gene Ontology annotation, molecular function: ATP binding; ATP hydrolysis activity; ABC-type transporter activity. The record is from RefSeq and is a predicted model, not a curated record. NCBI's taxonomy places the organism in Eukaryota, Metazoa, Arthropoda, Insecta, Diptera, Cecidomyiidae.